This is a messenger RNA of Caenorhabditis bovis, 2037 nucleotides long. The record is from the annotation of a GenBank genome assembly. Lineage: Eukaryota; Metazoa; Nematoda; Chromadorea; Rhabditida; Rhabditidae.
AUGAACGACGAUGUUGACGUUACAAGAGCGGCAAAUGAAUUGGAGCAGCUUGGAUUUCGUAUUAGUGGAUCGACAAAGCUGAAACAGUUUUUAUCAAAAUCGCGCAAGGUCAACACAUUUUGUGGCGCGAUCGGCAAAUUUGAACUGGAAAAUCGUAUUCAGAUGAAACAUCUACGUCCAGCUCUUGAACUCUUGGAUAAUCAAAAAAUUAGCAGAUUUGAGUUCUAUGAAGCGAGUAUCCAAAAACUUUGCGAAAAAAUUAUCGAAAGGAUUGAACAACUUAGCGAAAGCGACAAAGAAGAAGAUCGACGAAAACUUGAAACACUUCUUGAACGAUAUUUCUACACCUAUAGAAUACCUUAUUUUCGACCAAUUGUGGUGAAACUUUUGGAAACGGUUCCUGAAUUGCAGGAAAAAUAUGUAAAUAUUGUAUGCGCAGAUCCGUCUUUGUAUAAUUCGUGUGGAUUGCAAGUUAAAAGAGCCGCGUGGAAACACAACCAACAUUUGUUCCUUGAUUCGAUUCAACCAAUUAUCGAUAGUUAUAUAAAAAUGGAAAUCAUCAUGGCUGCUCACGAUCUAAAUAUGGAACGAAUAACUAAUUACGAUCAUUUACAUGGGUUUGCAUGGGCAUUAGAUACUCUUAUUCGUGAUAAGAAACUCGACACAUCGCAUUUACAAAAACUUAAAUCAUUACUUGAUGCUAUGAUGUCGAAUGAGGAGGUCGAGAUUGGAUCAAAUCUUCCCCGCGAAUCUGUUCCUAUUCAAGUAAUUGUCCAACUUCUUGUUGUCUCUGCUCAGCUCUAUAAAAUUUCUGAUUCUUGGCUGGUUCCAAGUGACGAAGAUAACCAAACUAUUAAGUUCAUCACGGAGUUCUUACCGAGUUUUUCGGCAAUGUUGUGUGAAGAUACUAUUAGAAAUGAGCUAUAUAAACGCAAUACGGAACCAUGCGAUUCUCCAGAUAUUACAAUCGCAAAUUAUAGCAAGAAUCCACCAGAUGAGGUUAUCCAAUGGCUUGAAAAUUCGGAACUUGCUUGUAUUUUAUGGCUGCAUCAUUGUCUUUCAAUUUUGCCAAAAGAACCAGAUUUCAUGGAUUUUCCAGGCCUUCUACGAUAUUUCAGUCAACUUCCAACUGUAUUCAAAACGGUUCGAAAUUCAUUUAUGAAGUUACAAGUGAAAGAUGAAGACAUCAAAUACUUGGUUUUGCGCUUGAUAAAUCAGCUCGGAUUCAUUUGGGGUGUGCCGAUUUGUCUUCAAAUGAUGGAUAUCAUACAGCCAAUAAACGGAAAAGUAGUUUUGGGUUCACAUUGUGAUGUUGAACGAUAUAGCGAUGAUUUUUUACGAGUUGUUGAAAAACUUCAGCCAAAAAAUGUGUCAGUGCCGAUGUCGAAUUCCAAUUUUGAACCGAUGCCUUUUCGAAGAAAAUUUGGAAAUGAGGCGGCUUCUUCGAGUUCUCGAACGUUGGCUGAUCUUGAGCCGGCUCCUCCUCCAAUUUACGAUCCGAAUGCAUUUGUUGAUGCUUCCGGUUCUGCCAUUGUUCGACCCGUCGUAACUGGAGCAUGCAAGAAAUGCGGAUAUCCCGGUCAUUUGGCUUACCAGUGUCGGAAUUACAUUCAACUCAAACCAAAUGUUUCGACUGUUGCUUAUGAGCUAAGCUCAACUUCUUCGGAUGAAAGCGAUGAAGAAGAAACACCGCUAGUGAAAGAUACAAAAAAGAAAAGAAAGAAAGAGAAAAAAGAAAAGAAGAACAAGAAACACAAGAAGAAAACAAAGAAAAGACGAGCUAAAGAUUCAUCUGAUUCUGAUUCUGACGAGGAAGAACGAAAGAAGAAAAAGAAGAAGAAGAAGAGGAAGCGAAGACAUGGAAGUUUUAGCACUUCAAUUUCAGAUUCGGAUUUGGAGGAAGAGCGAAAAACAAAGAAAAGGAGUAGAAGAACGCGUCAAAAUUCUUCGUCAUCUGAUGAAUCUGAAGCUUAUGCCGAUUCUGGAAAAAGUGAUAAGAGGAAGCAUCACAAGAGAAAAAGAUCGCCGAGCUGUUAA